Molecule: messenger RNA, 840 nt
Organism: Trichobilharzia regenti
Lineage: Eukaryota; Metazoa; Platyhelminthes; Trematoda; Strigeidida; Schistosomatidae
Source: the annotation of a GenBank genome assembly
AUGGAGCAGAAUACAGACGUAUUGCCGUAUGUGCCGAAAGAAGACAGGACCUGCUGGAUUUGUUUAAGUUCUGAAGUAGAUUGCGAUUCGAUCAACUUGUGGAGCAGACCUUGUCGUUGUCGUGGGGCACUUAAGUGGGUUCAUCAGCCAUGUCUUCAGAGAUGGAUUAGCGAGCAACAGCACAGCAGAGAAACAGACGCUAUUUCUUGUCAAAUAUGUAACACACCAUAUGUGAUAAUUUAUCCCAAUUGUGGGAUUUUGUAUAGUAUUUUACAAUAUGUUGACCAACUUACUCGUUCUGUAUCGUUCAUCCUUACUGGUGGAAUUAUUUUUGGAUCAUUUUACUGGUCUGCUGUUACUUACGGAGCUGUGACAGUGAUGCAGGUUUAUGGACAUCGACAGGGUUUACAAGCCAUGAGACUUACAGAUCCCCCUCUAUUAUUACUUGGAUUACCAACUAUACCUGUGUGCCUGAUUUUAGCUAAAGCGAUCCAGUGGGAAACUAGACUCCUUAUUUUAUGGAGGAAUCACAUAAGCCGUUUACCUUUUAUCCAGCUAUUUCGACGCAAAGAUCUUCCUACUUGGCAAGUUAAUGAGGCUGAAAUAGAAUUACGCUCAGAAAUAUCUGAUAUACCACGUCUUAUUUGUAGUGCUUUAGCUCUGCCAACAAUAUCUACUAUUCUUGGGCAUCUAUUUUUCCAGAGAGUGCAGUCAGCUACUCGUAGAGUUUUCCUGGGUGGAUUAACAUAUCUUGGAAUCAAAGGUUUAUUGACUGUCUACUAUCGAGAGUUACAAUAUUUUCGAAUAUGCUACAGAGAAGUGAAGGACUAUACUGAAUAA